This is a messenger RNA of Medicago truncatula (barrel medic), 495 nucleotides long. Its product is annotated as heat stress transcription factor A-5. Bases 1 to 495 code for a protein of 164 amino acids. The record is from RefSeq and is a predicted model, not a curated record. Lineage: Eukaryota; Viridiplantae; Streptophyta; Magnoliopsida; Fabales; Fabaceae. The transcript has 2 exons.
AUGGAGAAGAGGCAGACAAAUUUGCAGAACUUCUUUGAGAAGGCUCUUCAGGAUUCUUUUAUUGUUGAACUUCUUUCCGGCAAAUUCGAAUCCAAGGAUUUGGCUGCUUAUAAUAAGAAAAGGCGAUUGUCUUAUGUUGAUCAAAUGCAGCUUGUUGCCGAAGAAUUAUCACCAGCUGACUCAGACAUGAACUUGAUAUCAUGUAGUACACAGGGUUCAAACGAAGAUGUGGAAAGCCUGCAGAAAAAUCUUUAUGAAGGAGAACUGAUAGGAAUGCAGACAAUAGUUAACGUUGAUGGUAAAGAAUCUGAAAUUAGAGUUUCCUCAAACCAAAAUGUGGCUAAUGAGGCUAUCUAUCCAGCUGAACCAAAGGAGGUUUCAGGUACCGUCCAAGUCGAAGUAGCUGCUCGACACGAAGUGAAUGAUGUGUUUUGGGAACAAUUCCUUACUAAAAGACCAUUCUAUUCAGACUAUGAAGAGGCAAAAUCCAACUAA